Messenger RNA from Raphanus sativus (radish), 2601 nucleotides. Its product is annotated as U11/U12 small nuclear ribonucleoprotein 48 kDa protein. The transcript is spliced from 5 exons. NCBI's taxonomy places the organism in Eukaryota, Viridiplantae, Streptophyta, Magnoliopsida, Brassicales, Brassicaceae. Bases 46 to 2136 code for a protein of 696 amino acids. The record is from RefSeq and is a predicted model, not a curated record.
CUUCGCAUCAAAUCAGCUUCUACCUGUAAACUUCGCCGUCGCCGGAUGGAUCGACCACCGUCGUUUCCUAAUCCAAACUUCUUCCACCGACCUCCUCCUCCUCCUCCUCUAAAUUCUAAUCCAAACUUCUUCCACCGAGCUCCUCCUCCUCCUCUGCAAACUCCCAACACUUACUCCAACGCUCCGUCUCCGCCACCGAUUCGCGAGCUCUCCAGUACACUCUCCUCUCUACAGUCUCUAUUAUCGGAAUGUCGACGCACAUUAGAUUCUCUCUCGGAUAAUCUAGCUUUUAAACACUCUUCUCUUCUCCACAAGGACUGUUUCGUUCGGUGUCCUUUUGAUCCAAAUCACCUUAUGCCACCAGAAGCUCUCUUCCUCCAUUCACUUCGUUGCCCAAAGCCUCUCGAUCUCACUCACCUACUUGGAUCCUUUAGUAGCUACAGAAACACGCUCGAGUUACCGUGUGAACCGGAGCCGAAUAACGGCGACGGUGACCUCUGUUUCUGCUUAGAUGACGUCACAGAUUUCGGGAACAAUUUCUUUUACAAUGAUUGCCCUGGAGCUGUUAACUUCUCUGAGCUUGAUGCUAAAACGCUACGUUUUACACUUCCUAGUGUUCUAUCCGUGGAAUGCUGCGAGUUUGUAGGUUCUCCUGUGUUGGAGAAAUCGUUAGGGCUCUUGCCGUCUGAUGUUUGCGCGAUAAAACGUGAGAUUGGAGGAUGGAGUGAUUACCCAAGUUUUUAUUCCUAUAGUGUUCUAUGUUCGAUUCUUGGUUCAGAAGUGGUUGAAAUGAGUGAGUUAAGGACAUGGAUUCUGGUGAAUUCAACGAGAUACGGUGUUAUAAUCGAUACAUACAUGAGGGAUCAUGUUCUAUUGCUGUUUAGGUUGUCUAUGAAAGCGGUUGUUAAGGAAGCUUGUGGGUUUAUGAGAGAGUAUGAUCACAAUGCCGCUGGUGAGCAGAGCUGCAAAAGCAGAACAUUCCAGUGUCCAGUUGUGUUUCGAGUGUUGUCUUGGUUAGCUUCUCAGCUUGGCGUGUUGUAUGGGGAAGGAAAUGGGAAGUAUUUUGCUCUGGACAUGUUGAAACACUGCAUUGAAGUAUCUGCCUCUCAUAUUAUGUUGUUUCGGUCACCUGACUCCGCUGGUGUUCUCAAAGAUUUGGAUGAUGCAAACUUCAGUAAUGAGGAUGUGAAGACUGGUAAAACUUUGGACAGUGGUCAGGUGAUAUCUGUGUCCCGUGUGGCAGCAGCUGUUGCAGCGUUGUAUGAAAGAUCCAUGCUUGAAGGAAAAAUAAGAGCAAUUCGAUAUGCACAACCACUAACAAGAUAUCAGCGGGUAGCUGAGCAUGGUGUUUUGACAGCUAAAGCUGUUGAGGAACGGAAAGGACGUCCUAGCUACCGACCUAUUAUUGAUCACGAUGGUCUUCCCAGACAACGCUUAUCAAAUGAGGAUAUGAAUAAAAUGAAGACAAGAGAAGAGCUAUUAGCUGAAGAGAGAGACUACAAGCGUCGAAGAAUGUCAUACCGUGGUAAAAAGGUGAAACGAACUCCUCGACAGGUGUUGAGUGAUAUGAUAGAAGAAUUUACAGAAGAAGUUAAGUUAGCAGGAGGUAUCGGAUGUUUUGAGAAGGGAAUACCAUUACACUCCUCAUCUUCUAUAAGCAAGGAUCAUAAAGAAAUCGACUCUGAAUACAAUUCUGUAUCCACAGCAUUAACAGACGCAUCACCAAGAUCCUAUAAGCAAUGGAAAGGAGAGAAUCAUGCAGAUAGCGAGUAUUCAACGGAUAUUAGAACCAAUACAGAUAAGAGAAACCGGUAUGAGGAAUAUGAUUCAGGCAGCUCGGAGAGACAACAGAGUCACAGAUCAUACAAGCGCAGUGAUCGAAGAGAUGAUGAAUUCAAAAGGACCAAACGACGUAGCCACGAAAGGGAAUCUUAUCAUCAAAACCACAGAUCGUCCCAUGAAAAGAGUUCUUCAGAUUACAAGACCAAAAGGGAUGAUCGUUAUGACAGCCGCCGCAUAAAAGUUUUCACGGAGCAUCUGGCAGUAUCCUCUUUUGUAUCCUUUACCAUGCUUUUUUUUACAUUAAAAACAAUACUCUGUUCGUAUUCAGUUCUUAAUUUUUAUGGAAAUACAUGAGCAUUAGGUCACGUGUGAUACAAGAAAGAAAAAUACCUAUGAAACCAAAGACAUGACCCUUUUGAAACUCCGGUGACGAAGACAAUUACCAGAGCCAUUACCCAUCUCAGAAGAGCAAGUACCUGUUCACAAAAGAUCUCUGUUUCUUCAUGGCCGGUGUUUUCCUUUCCAAUUCGGAAGAAACCGUCUGAAACGGCUACAGGACGUAGCUCCAGCGUUAUCAGAAACCGCCAGAGGCGAGAACACAAAACUCGGAGAUUCCUGUGAACUUUAAUCUCUUCCUCUGUUUCCCAUUUCAGACGGCGACCUUGAUCUCGAAUACAUCUCUCUGAGCGGCACACGACUGGUUAGUAUUCGUUAGAUUCCGCCUUUGUUUAAAAUAAAAAAGAAUUGUUACUGUGUGUUUAUCAUCUUGUUCCAACAUUGUUUCGUUGAGUUUUUCUCUAUAUCAUUCUUUAUUUCUCA